AUGGCCGAUAAAUUGCGCACUCUUCAACAACUCGAAUCUCUCCAGGCCAAAUACGUAGGCACUGGCCACGCUGACACCACCCGCUACGAAUGGAGCCAAAACAUCGUCCGCGACUCCCUCGCAAGUUAUGUCGGCCAUCCUCCUCUGCUCGCGUACAUGGCUCUUGGAUUGGGAGAGAAUAAGGAGAUUGUAAGAGGACAAAUGAUUGAAAAGAUGAUCAGGGCGAGUGGACCGCCACCACCGAGGGAGGAGGACUGA
Messenger RNA from Cladophialophora bantiana CBS 173.52, 258 nucleotides. RefSeq lists its product as uncharacterized. Lineage: Eukaryota; Fungi; Ascomycota; Eurotiomycetes; Chaetothyriales; Herpotrichiellaceae. The record is from RefSeq and is a predicted model, not a curated record. The transcript has a single exon. Bases 1 to 258 code for a protein of 85 amino acids. Gene Ontology annotation, biological process: mRNA splicing, via spliceosome. Gene Ontology annotation, cellular component: precatalytic spliceosome; U2 snRNP.